Molecule: messenger RNA, 966 nt
Organism: Gadus chalcogrammus (walleye pollock)
Lineage: Eukaryota; Metazoa; Chordata; Actinopteri; Gadiformes; Gadidae
Exons: 1
Coding region: 1-966 (321 amino acids)
Source: RefSeq, a predicted model, not a curated record
AUGUGGAUCCCUGCACUCUUUCUCCUCCUCGGAGCGGUGCUGAACUCCUACAACCUGCUGGCCACGCUGGGCCAUCCGCGCCCGCUGCAGCCGUCCUCUCUGAUUAUCGGCCUCAUCUCUUCCGCCAACGUCCUGCUAAACGCUACCACCUUGGCCAUGCAUGUGGUGGAGUCUGAGCACGUGUUGCAACGCGCCCGCCUCCCGUUGUACCUGCCGGUGCUGUUGGUGGUGUGGCUGGGCACGAGCGCGGUCAGCUUCUGGAGUGUGGCGCUGCUCAGCACGCUCUACUGCGUCACGGUGGUCCGCUCCUCCUCGCCGCUCCUCCUCACCGUCAGGAGGAACGUGGGAGUCGUGGUCCGUGCUGGGCUAACGCUGAUGCUGGUCUCCUCCUACCUGGUGUUCCUCCCGUUCCUCAGCCUCCAGAGACGUCCCGUCCCGUGCUCGACCCACGCCUCAAACGACCCGAUCGCGCUAAACACCACCAACGCCUCGCAGAGUCUCCCUCAGACGGCCCUUCAGAACCUCCAAGAAAACGUCACCUGCGUCUCCUCUGUUGUCGGGUUUCCUGUCCGGCUGAAUAUGUAUGUCUAUGUGGCCUCCUUCAUCAGCUACAUGCUCCUGCUCCCCAUGUGUACCAUGUUGCCUACAUCUCUGCGCUUGGUCUUCUUCCUCUUCUCCCACGCCCUGUCCAUGAAGGCUCAUCACGGCGGCGUCGGCAGCCCCGACUCCUACCUGCUGGUGUGUGGGGUGACGGUAGCCCUGGUGUGGGUCUUCAUCUGCACGCUGAUCACCAUCACCAUCUUCUAUAUCCAUAGCACCUACUACUCCAAGCUCAGCGCGGACUUCCUGUUCUACACCUUCUCCUUCUACUGCCUAGCGUCCGCCACCCUCCUCUCGGCCUCCAACCUCCCGCUGAGGCAGCGCCUGCAAGUGCUGUUCUGCAGACCGUGCGCUGUCCAGGGAUGA